Molecule: messenger RNA, 1964 nt
Organism: Arvicanthis niloticus (Nile rat)
Lineage: Eukaryota; Metazoa; Chordata; Mammalia; Rodentia; Muridae
Product: serine protease 44
Biological process (GO): proteolysis
Molecular function (GO): serine-type endopeptidase activity
Source: RefSeq, a predicted model, not a curated record
AGUCGUGGAUCAGGUGGAGGGAGUGGAGAACUGGGGUGAUGCGCUAAAUCAAAGCGCCCGUUUCUCCUGGAAUUGUGCGCAGCCUAGGCAACCGCUGCGAGGAGGAGGCGCGCUGCGACAGGUUGAGGCUUUGGCGGUGACAUGGCCUUCCAGGCUUGUGACUCUCUCGGUCUCUUGGUCUGGCUCUUGCUUCUUCAGACGCGAUUGGGCAAGGCCCGUGUGGUUCCAGGGACGCCGUCUCUUUCUCCUCUCCCCUCAGAGGAUGGCCUAGAUGACCCGGGUGUAAACCCACAAGAGAGGCCACUCAGAGGGAUGCCUGAGACUUCGCUCCCCGUCAAGCCAGGGGGCAGCACGAUGCCCCUUGAUUCGAUGGCAUUUACUCCAGGUCGCUCUUUUUCAACCGUGAGUCUCUCAAGGCAACCGUUUCCAACAUGGAUUCCACCCACUUCAGCUUGUGGCCACAGAACUGCAAGGAUAGUUGGUGGAGAGCCUGCACCAGUGAGGAAGUGGCCCUGGCAGGUGAGCCUGCAGGUCGACAGGCAGCACAUCUGUGGUGGCUCCCUCAUCAGCAAAUGGUGGGUGAUGACUGCAGCCCACUGUGUAUAUGGCCAUCUGGAUUACAUGGUGUCAAUGGGAGAGGCUGACCUGAGGUCCAGAAUGUCUGUCAGGAUUCCAGUCCAAGACAUCAUCGUUCACCAAGAUUACUCCAUGAUGAGAACGAUUGUACACGACAUUGCCCUCGUUCUGCUGGCCUUCCCCGUGAAUUACAGCGUCAACAUCCAGCCUGUGUGCAUCCCUGAAAAGUCUUUCUUGGUACAACCUGGGGCCCUAUGCUGGGUGACCGGAUGGGGCAAAACACUUGAACUAGGUGGUGCGUCAAAAGUGCUUCGGGAGGUUGAGCUGAAUAUUAUUCGUCAUGAGAAAUGUAAUCAGAUUCUCAAGGGCAUCACAGGACACAUAUUUACCCUAGUCCAGGAAGGGGGAGUCUGUGGCUAUAACGAGAAAGGAGGAGAUGCCUGCCAGGGAGAUUCUGGGGGGCCCAUGGUCUGCGAAUUUAAUAAAACAUGGGUGCAGGUAGGGAUCGUGAGCUGGGGCCUUGGCUGUGGUCGGAUUGGAUACCCUGGAAUUUAUACGGAAGUGAGUUACUACAGAGACUGGAUCGUUAAAGAACUGAGUCGGGCUUUGUGUUGGAACUCCUCAGGCUUCCUCAUCUUAAGUAUGUGUCUGGUGCUUCACUUGGGCAUCCUGGUGACCCUGUGAUCCCCACAGCCCAUGGUCCUCUUGUUUCUGAUCCUCCCACUAGGCUUCCCCUCCGACCUGAUCUCCCUGGCCAAUGCUCUUUCUUCAUUUUUUCUACUUGGGAUCAGUUGCCUUAGUGGAGCAGGGCACGGAGUUUAGGACUUGAAAAAUGUCCUGCCCUGGUGCUCUUUGUCAUCUGCCUUGGCUACCACUGUACUAAGGCUGUGCUCUACCUGGAGCGAAGGAGUAUGAACCACUUCCAGAUAGACGACUAUCUGGCCUGCCAGGUGAAGGAAGAUAACUCAUCUUUAUGAGUUAUCUUAGAGAAAGAACAUCUGUAGAGCUGUAGAGGAGAGACUUCAUCAGGAUUGAGUGGGCACUAGACCUAACUGGCUAUUAGUAGCUCUUACCAGAGACUCUGACACACCAGUGAGAUCUGUGAUCAGUCACAGACAGAGGAGGUGUUUCCUGCAGAGGUGUGAGGCUGGGACUUCUACAUCUGGCUCAGUUGCAGUUUGCAGGAUUUUUCCAAGUUCCAUGGUGGGAAUCCAUCUGUGAGUACAAAACUUUGCUACACAAGCCUCCUUCUGGGAACAACCCUGUCUGGUGCCACCUUCAACAGUUCCCUCACGGUUACUUCCAGGGCCACCCCAAAUUGUGGUGGUGCAACUUUGGAGAGAACAGAUGUUAGAUGUAAACUAAAUAAAUGUGUCUCAUGUGUUCUG